CGGGCCCACGAGCAGCCGCGGCGGGCGCGGGGCGCGGGCGGGCUGCUGGCGGCGCAGUGCGAGCGCGGGCUGUUCCAGGAGGUGUUCCCGGCGCAGAGCGCGGAGGAGCAGCUGCCGGCGCUGCUGGCGCCGGGCCGGCCGCCCCUGGCCGCCUACUGCGGGUUCGACCCCACGGCGGACUCGCUGCACGUGGGGCACCUGCUGCCCGUCAUGGCGCUGCUGCACUUCCAGCGCGCGGGGCACGACGUCAUCGCCGUGGUGGGCGGGGCCACCGCGCGGCUGGGGGACCCCAGCGGGCGGGAGCGCGCGCGGGAGCCGCUGCCGGCCGGGACGGCGCGCGCGCACGCCAGGGCCCUGCGCGCGGGGCUGGAGCGGCUCUUCCAGAACCACCGGGAGCUGUUCUGGGAGCCGGGGGCCGGGCGGCUGGGCCGGGCCGAGCUGCUGGACAACGCCAGCUGGCUCGGCCGCGAGCCGCUGCUGCGGUUCCUGGGCGGGGCCGGCGGGCGGCUCCGCAUGGGCACGCUGCUGAGCCGGCAGAGCUGCCAGGCGCGACUCCGCAGCGCCGACGGGAUGAGCCUGGCGGAAUUCCUGUACCCCGCGCUCCAGGCGUACGACUUCCUGCACCUGCACCAGCACCACGGCUGCCGCAUCCAGCUGGGGGGCCACGACCAGAUGGGAAACAUCAUGUCCGGCUACGAGCUCGUCACCAAGAUGACAGGAACAGAUGUGUUUGGAAUUACUGUACCUCUUAUUACCAGUACUACUGGAGAUAAACUGGGAAAGACUGCUGGAAAUGCAGUUUGGCUAAACAGAGACAAGACUUCUCCAUUUGAGCUGUAUCAGUUUUUUGUCAGACAACAAGAUAAUGUAGUUGAAAAAUACCUGAAACUAUUCACUUUCCUACCUCUUGAGGAGAUUGCCCACAUCAUGGAAAUGCAUGCUAAAGAACCUGAAAAAUGGGGCCCUCAGAAACGACUGGCUGCAGAAGUAACCAAGCUUGUCCAUGGCAGAGAGGGGCUAGAAUCUGCUAAGAGGUGCACUAAGGCCCUUUAUUACAGUAGUGUGGAGGCUCUGGAAGAGAUGUCUGACCUAGAGUUACAGGAACUUUUUAGACAAGCUCCUUCUGCUGAACUGAUGCUUGAACCUGGAAUGAGUGUUCUUGACUUGUGUUGCAAAGCCAAUGCCAUUCCAGAUGGACCUAGUGGGUACCAGAAAAUUACAGAUGGAGGAGUUUCAAUAAAUGGGAAUCGUGUAACUAAUCCUGAGACUGUUCUUAUUCUUGGACAGCAUAUUCUCAAGAAUGGAGUAUCAUUACUUAGGGUUGGAAAGAAAAAUUACUACGUUAUAAAAUGGCUGCAGCUGUGACAACAGAGAAUCUCCCUAAAAAAACAGGUUAUUUCAGCUCUGUGGCUUGAAGACAUACUUGAAGAUGUUUCUGUCCUGUGCAUUACUAUGCAGCUCACAAACUGUCAAAUACCAUCAAUUUUCAAAAUGCACCAACAGAGUUCAAAUA
Molecule: messenger RNA, 1513 nt
Organism: Corapipo altera (White-ruffed manakin)
Lineage: Eukaryota; Metazoa; Chordata; Aves; Passeriformes; Pipridae
Gene: YARS2
Product: tyrosyl-tRNA synthetase 2
Exons: 5
Biological process (GO): tyrosyl-tRNA aminoacylation
Cellular component (GO): cytosol; mitochondrion
Molecular function (GO): tyrosine-tRNA ligase activity; ATP binding; RNA binding
Source: RefSeq, a predicted model, not a curated record